AUGGUGAUAUUGAUAGCUCUGACUACUUGGCAGGCUAUGCCACAAGAAAAUGUGAUUCUAAGACUUUAUUCAGCUGGACUACGGACCCUUGACAAGGAAUGCCUUGGGACUGACUUUGACAAGACUCUGCUAAACGUGGCUAUAGCUGCAUUUAUUAUUUCGACGAGAACCCAACGUAAAGUAGAGGUUAAAUGCUUUACCUGCAAUUCUCACAAAUCAGUUGAAGUCACUAACAGACUAGUUGAGGAUGUAAUUUCUAGUCCGGGGAUUUCACCUCCAGAGCUCAAAUAUCUACUUGCUUCAUUUCACGAUAUUGGUAUAGAGUUGUACAAUAUGAAGCAUCUAAAAGAGGCUUCUACGGCGUUCAAAUUGUGUAUCAGAGCAGUGUGGACUUGUGUUAGACUCCUCUUUCAUAUAUAUGUUAAUGAGUCUGACGACCUAACAGAGGGUUCUCUGCCCGGAGAAGCAAUCAUAGAUUUUGUGAGUGACGCAUGUAGCAAAUCUGAAUUUUAUCUGGAUGUUCUCCAGCAGCAACAUGGUACAGGAGAAAUAGAGAACUUGCUUUUUUUUAUUCUAGAAAAUUGGUCUGCAGCUGAAGACAUCUUCAAAAAGUUGCCAGACCCUACGCCCAUAAUCAAACAAUGGGUUAAGAUACAACACAGACAUAAAUUUCAUAAGAGAGAGAGAGUUGGAACGUUCAUGGCUGAUACACGUGAUGGCGAUGCUUGCACUAUGCAGUUCUUGAUAACUGCUCUCGCAAAGAAGAAGCAAAAGACUUGUAGCAAAAUAUAUACUCAGGAAUCUUAAUCGAAUCUAUUCUUCCAGAAUUUUUUUGAUGUUUUCUUUCAUUCUUUGUAAUAGACAUAA
Molecule: messenger RNA, 867 nt
Organism: Camelina sativa (false flax)
Lineage: Eukaryota; Viridiplantae; Streptophyta; Magnoliopsida; Brassicales; Brassicaceae
Source: RefSeq, a predicted model, not a curated record